Molecule: messenger RNA, 3099 nt
Organism: Musa acuminata AAA Group (dessert banana)
Lineage: Eukaryota; Viridiplantae; Streptophyta; Magnoliopsida; Zingiberales; Musaceae
Product: cell division control protein 2 homolog
Exons: 6
Coding region: 1321-2175 (284 amino acids)
Biological process (GO): regulation of G2/M transition of mitotic cell cycle; G1/S transition of mitotic cell cycle; carbohydrate metabolic process
Cellular component (GO): cyclin-dependent protein kinase holoenzyme complex; cytoplasm; nucleus
Molecular function (GO): hydrolase activity, hydrolyzing O-glycosyl compounds; cyclin binding; cyclin-dependent protein serine/threonine kinase activity
Source: RefSeq, a predicted model, not a curated record
UCGGGCUGGCCGCGCGCGUGGGACGCGGGCGGUUUGGCCGCGCGUGAGGCGCGCGGGUUGGCGCGACCCACGCAUCCCUUGCUUGCUUGCUUGCUUGACGAAAGCGCGAAGCAGAGCUACGGGACGGACCCCACGUCUGGAGGAAAUGGACCAUAAAUGUAAGGCUGUGGAGAGGAGAAAGACAUCUCAGAGUGCGAGAACGAGCAGUGUCAGUGGUGAAGAAAAGAAGAAGGGAAGAAGAUUACGGUGCUAUUAUGCUCUUCGUCUCCGAUCUUCCUCGCUCGAGCCUCUUCGCACCCUCGAAAGGCACGAUCUUUUCUUGUUCCUGUUCCCCCUUUGAUUGCUCAACCGUUUCGAUUUUGAUCUUUUCUUGGAGGGGAGUGGGGAAGGGAGCAAGAAUUGCAUGUGGGUUUUUGUUGCUUCUUGAGAUGUUUUGUUUUCUCGAUUGGGAGUUGGCGGUGAUUUGCCCCUCUAUUUCGUCUACUUGCUCGCGGGCUCUUCUUCCGAAGUUCAUUGUAUGUUUACAUCGGUACGCUUCUUCAGAUUGGGUCGAAGAAAUCGAUUUUGGUUUUUCAGUAUUAACCCGCUUUCCUUCCUUUUUCUUUCACGCUAUAAUGCAAUCUCUUUACUUCCUUGUGUUAUUUACAUGGUCGAACACAAAAUGUUCGACAUAUGAUGAUUUGGCAAGAUCGUACUUGCGGUUGCUAGGUAUUCAAUUGCGCUUUUUCAUGGUUCCAGUGAUAUGUUGGGUGUGAGCCGUAUGAGCGAUUUUGGUAUCCCCGCGACGCUUUUUCUUUGGCAUGUUUAACCUUCUGGGCUUUGCCAAAAGCCUUUCUUUGGAUCAUUGGAUGGAUUUAGUCGGAGGUUGCUAGAUCACUUAAAGAUGUGUGGUUUGAUCAUAUUUUGUUGUAUAAUAUAUUAAAUUCUUAUGUUUGUGUUCUAUAUGUAUUCCGAUAUCUGAUCAUUGGUUUUAACGACUGUCUGUUCUACUUUUGUUAUUCUCUUGCUCUGUGUCACCUUAUUCAUAUAUGUAUUUCAGAAUGUGGUUAGGUAUUCUUUCUCCCAUUUGUGCAAUCAUCAUAGCUUUAUGCCUAUUAAUCUUUUGAUUUGCCAUUUUGACCUCACUUGAUGCCUAUUAUUUUCAGAGACUUUCACUUUUUUUAAUCUAUUCAGGUGUCAACAACAUAGACAAUGAUACUGAGAGUGUUCACUUUGUCCUGAAUUAGGAUGGUGGCUAUCAAAAUAAUAAAUCAAAUCAUGGAUUCGUUCCAUUCCUCGUUCUUUCAGCCUAACUGAACAUGAGUUACCUAUGUGACCAAAAUGUAUCAUGGUUAUGAACUGCUGGAAGAUUGGAACUUGACUAGUCGAGAGAAAGACUCAAGAAGUCAUGUGCUUGCAAAGUUGCAGUCAGCACUGGUGGCAAAUUCAUCUAUACGAUUUUCUGUUAAGUACCCUUUCUGCUGCCCGCAUAGGUUGUCCAUAAAUUUGAAGGCUGAGCGUGAUUUUGCAAUCUCAAGUGUUCUGGGUGAGAACCAAGCCAUGACAACUACUGAAGAGGAUGUUCAACAUUGUGGAAUAUUUGACUUGGAUCCAUCACUGGAAAAUUUUAAAGAUCAUCUCAUUUACAGGUCAAAGAAAUAUGUGGAACAAAAAUCAUUGAUUGAGAAAUUCGAAGGAAGUCUUGAAGAAUUUUCUCAAGGUUAUCUCAAGUUUGGAUUCAACAGAGAACAAGAUGCUAUUGUUUACCGUGAAUGGGCUCCAGCUGCCCAGGAAGCACAACUUAUUGGAGAUUUCAAUGGCUGGGAUGGGUCCAACCACAAAAUGGAAAAAAAUGAAUUUGGUGUUUGGAAUAUUAAAAUCCCAGAUGCUGGAGGUAAACCAUCCAUUCCUCACAAUUCUAGGGUCAAAUUUAGGUUCAAACAUGGCAAUGGAAUUUGGGUUGAUAGGAUUCCAGCAUGGAUCAGAUAUGCCACCGUUGAUCCUACUCGAUUUGCAGCUCCUUAUGAUGGAGUUCACUGGGAUCCACCACCUUCAGAAAGGUCAGGUGUUGUGUUUACCCAUAAUGUUUUGGUUGCCGUAACUUGUUUCACAGUAUAUAUGCUAAAUUUUGCAAUGUGGACUUAUUCUUACCUCAAUAAGAAUUGGAUAUUUCUUACCUCAACAACUAACUUGUGAGGCACUCAUAGAAGCUCUAAAAUAAAUAAUUAAUUAAAAAUAAGAUAGAUAAAUAAUGUACCAUCAUCAAUCAAUCAAUCAAUGGAGGCAACACCACUAUCGAAUCACUGAAACAACAUCGAACCAUGUCCUCCACAAACCCAAGCGGUACCAUUACCUAAUCUAGAUGGUGCCACUAUCAGGUAGGCUUUUGACUUAGUUAAAACCUAAUCUAGCUUCUCUGGAACCUCCUUAGCAUUGCAUUUGUAGACUUCAUUUGUGUUAGCGAAGAUACAUGUUUAACCUAUUUGCAACUUAUUUGUGACCCAAUAAAUUUUGGUCAUGGCUUCGACUAAUUAUCUAAUAGUCCAUUGAUCUUCAAAUAGCUGAACUAAUUCUUUAGCUUAAUAUUUGAUUUUUUUAGUUCGAAAUCUAUUUUUUCUAGCUCGAUGUUUAAUCUUUCAAUUCAAUAAUUUAUUCUCUAACUUGACAUUCGAUCUUGUGACUAAACAUUUGAUCUUCGAGCGAUAUGCACCUUUGGUUAAAAUACCUCCUAUGUCAUAAAUACACUUAAUACCAUAUUAGUUUCUCAAAUUCAUUAAUCGAUUUUAUCAUUCAACUAUCGGAGUCAAUAUUUUUAAUUAAUUUAUAUUGAAAUAUAUAUAUUUCUCUUCAUCAUUUUUUUGUUCUUCCUAUCUGUUUCUAAUGUAUCAAAACAUCAAACCUUUGAAUUAAUUGAUUUUCUAUCUCAUUGGACUUUGGUUUUAUGAAAUGAAAUUUUAUAACUUACAUGACUCUAAUAUCCAACUUUAAAUAAGAUGCUCCAAUAGACUUCUAUUUGUUAUGCUUAAGGGGAGAUUAUGAUACCUACAAAUUUUAGGUUAAUUUUUUUUAUGCUUUCACUUGAUUGAUAGAUUUUUUUUAUAGCAAUUUCUUAUUUGAAAC